Messenger RNA from Ostrinia nubilalis (European corn borer), 1728 nucleotides. RefSeq lists its product as uncharacterized. Gene Ontology annotation, biological process: lipid metabolic process. The coding region runs from base 227 to 1330 and encodes 367 amino acids. The record is from RefSeq and is a predicted model, not a curated record. Gene Ontology annotation, cellular component: periplasmic space. The transcript has 2 exons. Gene Ontology annotation, molecular function: glycerophosphodiester phosphodiesterase activity. NCBI's taxonomy places the organism in Eukaryota, Metazoa, Arthropoda, Insecta, Lepidoptera, Crambidae.
CUAAGUCGAAGUGCGGUAGUACGCACCAGUCUUAAUACACGAGAUACAUAGAUUACUCGUACUUAUAAAAAUAAAAUAACAAUUUUGUUGCUAACAGUACUGACAUACGUACUUACAACUUUGCUAAUCGAGAUUGUCUCACGUUCGUCACACUCUUGUUGUUAUUUAUCUACAUAAGUGAUGUUUUUCUAGUCAGUCGCUGUGUCGAUUGUGCAAUAAACCUAAUAUGGGGCUGCAUCUGACGGGAUGGAUGCUACUAGCAGGGCUGGCUCUCACCGCUGCAGCACCAGCUAAAUAUCCAUGGAAACGCGAUGUCACUGAGUGCAACCCCUUGGUCAUCGGACACCGUGGAGCCAGUGGCUAUGUGCCUGAACACACCCUUGGCUCAUACGCCCUGGCCAUCACCAUGGGCGCCGACUACAUCGAGCCAGACCUAGUCAUGACGAAAGACGGGCAACUCAUAGCGCGACACGACAACGAAUUAGGCCUCACAACAGACGUCUCAGAGCACCCAGAGUUCGCGUCGCGACGCAAAAACCAGACCGUUGACGGAAACGAGAUCACUGGCUGGUUCACAGAAGAUUUCACGUUAGAAGAAAUAAAAACCCUUCGAGCUAUAGAACGCAUACCCGACAUUAGACCUGGCAACGCCAGACUGAACGGAGCUUUCAGCAUCCCUACAUUCCAGGAGAUCAUCGAUUUAGCAAAAAGCAUGCAGUUGAGCAUGCAGCGCGUAAUAGGAAUUUAUCCAGAGAUCAAACACAGCACGCAUUUCAAGAACCUUGGCCUGCCUAUGGAGCAACUUGUGGUGAAUACUCUUCAUAAUAAUGGAUAUCGUGGUCGACAAGCCCCAAUUUAUAUCCAGUCUUUUGAAGUGAGUAACUUGAAAGAGCUGAAAAAGAUCACAAAAUUGAGACUGUUGCAACUCUACGAAAGCGACAAAUCACUGAAGCCAUUCGAUCAAGUCGGACUCCCUAAUGGACUCACUUAUGGCGAUAUGUCUACUCCAGAAGGAUUGAAAGAGGUAGCGAACUACGCUUAUGCAGUAGGUCCUGAUAAAAGUUACAUUAUACCUCGUGAUUCGGACAAUAAGCUCGGGAAGCCUACUAGAUUCGUACAAGACGCGCACGCGGCUGGCUUGAAAGUCCACCCUUACACGUUCCGUGCUGAAAACACGUUCCUACCCUCUGAAUUCAGGAACGGGGACUCUCCGAGUGCCACUGGGGAUUUAAGAAGUGAAAUAAGGGUAUACCUAGAGGCUGGAAUCGACGGUCUGUUUUCCGAUCAGCCUGACAUACCUGUACGAUUAAGAGAUCCUUGUAAACUAUAGUAAAAUUUAACAAUUCCUAGUACUUAACUAGAAUGCUUGCAUUAUGGGUUAUCUUAGUACAGUAUUAAUUGGACCCCAGCCCCUCAAGCUAAACUGAGUAUUGUAAUAUUUAGUCUUGUAAGUAAAACCCUAAUAGCUAUUUUUCCAACGCCUUAAAUGAAAUAUUUCAGCUAUUUUCAAGUUUUUGAAGUCUAUAAUGUAUAAAAAUAAUUUUUAGUUUACGUGAACAAGAACAAAGUACAACAGACUUAUAUUAAUUUUACUUACAAUAUAAUUUACCCUGUUUGAUAAAUCAUAACUUUAAUUGUACUACGUACAAGUUUUUAUUAAUUAGGUAACUACUUAUGUAUUGUAAAUACAUAAAAUGUAACAAAAAUUUGUAAUAAAUAACUUAUUAU